AUGGCAAUAUCAGUGGUAGAUUCAAAGUUACAACAAAAAGAAGUGGAAGCGAUGAAACGUGCCGCAUUCUUCGGUAUCACAGUAUCAACGAUGGCUACGUUGACAGCGAUCAUUGCUGUACCUCUUCUGUAUAACUACAUGCAACACGUACAAUCGUCCCUCGAGGGUGAAGUUAAUUACUGCAAAUAUUUAACAGAUGGUUUAUGGCAACAGUUUGAUAAGGUACAAAUAUUAACGGAGAAUGUUAACAUCAAUAAUCGUUUGAAAAGAUACGUAAACCGUCGACAGGUCAACAGAAUGAAACGAAGGAGAAAAGAAGCGCACGCAGUUCCAACAUAUUCGGUGGAAGAUGAAAUUGGCGGAUAUAGUGCUGAGGAUGAGGAAGAUGAUGAGGAAGAAGGGGAAGAUUUGGAGAGGGAGGAAACGGAAGAAGAGGACAGCAGAUUUGCGCUAACAAAAGAAGAUGUGACAAGAAGUGACAGGAUGAUAUAUGAGCAGAGUGGCAUUGGCAGAAAUAACACAAAAUAUAUCAAAACAUCUGGAAUUUAUGACGAUAGCAAAUUUAGCGGUAUCGGUGCAAGAACUGUGACAGCUGGAACUACUGAAAACGCAUGUUGUAGUUGCGGUGUUGGAGCUGCUGGACCACCGGGUCCUCCAGGACCUGACGGUGAAAAUGGUGCUGAUGGACCACCUGGAGCACAUGGAUCACCCGGUAGAGAUGCCGAGCCAAAUGCAAGACCGAAACCAGAAGAUUUGUGCUUUGAUUGCCCUCCUGGUCCAGCAGGACCAGCUGGAGCUCCAGGACCGAAAGGAUUCCCAGGGCCAACCGGAAAGCGAGGAGUAAGUGGAGGAGGAUCUUUGCUACCAGGACCACCAGGAUCACCUGGGCCUCGUGGACUACAAGGACCUCCGGGACCUUCAGGACCACCAGGGGCUAGUGGUUUACCUGGUGUUCUCAGUGAAUAUCCUGGACCACAAGGGCCACCAGGUCUUCCGGGACCAAUUGGACAACCUGGUAAAGCGGGACAACCUGGUACGAUUGGUAGACCUGGACCUAUUGGUCCAAUAGGGCCACCAGGUGACCCUGGGCCACAGGGUGUCCCAGGAGAAAAUGGGUUAAAUGGAAGGCCAGGAUUAUUUGGCAAGGAAGGGAAACAAGGCUCGUGUGACCAUUGCCCACCACCUCGUACUUCUCCUGGUUAUUAA
This is a messenger RNA of Brugia malayi, 1206 nucleotides long. RefSeq lists its product as uncharacterized. Gene Ontology annotation, molecular function: structural constituent of cuticle. The record is from RefSeq and is a predicted model, not a curated record. The transcript is spliced from 4 exons. Bases 1 to 1206 code for a protein of 401 amino acids. Lineage: Eukaryota; Metazoa; Nematoda; Chromadorea; Rhabditida; Onchocercidae.